AGUCCAGCGAGCGCGAGGGCGGCCUCUAGUCCAGUACGCUAGCGCUGCUACCCUGCCGCCGUCCGGCGAGGCGGCGACGAUUCCGGCGCGCGACACGUGACUGCACCUUCUACGACCCAGGGGGCGAGCUGAUUCCUUUUUGCAAGAUGACACAACCACAAUCCUGGUCAGAUCUCCCAACAGAGCUCGCUGGCCUGGUUCUCUGCCACCUUCCUGCCUACUCUGACUGUGUCCGCUUCGCGGCUGUAUGCCGCCAUUGGAGCUUCUCUGCCAUGCAGCAUUGCCUGCCUCCACCUGUGCCAUGUUUGGCGUUCCCUGAUGGUACCUUUUUCAGCUUACCUCACAGCGAAUCCUUCCAGUUCCCCGAGAACAUGGGCUAUCACAGCUCCUGUGGGCUGUGGCGAGUGGCUUGUCUUCUUAUGUGAUGGCACCUACUCCUUGAAGAACCCCUGCUCCAAGGUCACCUUGACACUGCCUAAACUAUCUUGUCUCUGCCUCAUCGAGGAGCCUGAGGACAUUGUCAAUUUAACUGUCACCCUGGGGGGAGAGAUGCCCCAAGAAUCUCUGGACAUGGAUGCUGAGAUGCCAGUGUACAAGUUAGUUGUGUGCUCGUCCCUCCUUGUUGCUGCCAUUGUUAACCUUGGGCCUGUGUAUACCAUUGCUUUGUGCCGGCCAGGUGCUAACUCAUGGUUUGUAAGUAGACUUCUUCUCAGGAGAGAUCAGCACAUAGACAUGAUGCUCUACGGAGGUAAGUUGUUUGUCCUUGAUGAGUUCAAGAACCUUGUGGCCAUUGAUGUUGGAGAGGACAACGAUAAUGGCAAGCUAAGCAUCUCUCAGGUUGAGUGCCUCAUUGAGACUCCGUCUCUUACCUUCAGUUUGAUGCAGAAUGGCGUGACUUCCAUCAAUCAUGUUCUGGUUGAAUCACAUGGUGCAGUGCUUAUGAUCCGUACGACAUUCUUUGGUAUGCCAUCUGAUGAUAACACGGGAUCAACUAAGCCAGUAGGGAUUCAAUUCAAGGUGUUUUGAGGCAGACUUCCAUUCGUUAAGGUGGGUGGGUGUGACAAGCCUUGGUGAUGAUAAGGCACUGUACAUCAGCCAAAGCUACUCGCGAUCUGUCUUUGUGUCUCUGUACAAGCUAAAGGGGAACUGUAUCUUCAUCCUGGAUGAUGGCACUUGCGACUGGUUCUGGAAUGGCAAGACAAAUUCUUAUGCUAUGCACAGCAUGACUGACGGCAGGACCUACUUACCGAUGCCCUCAGGUUCGUUCAAGGGUGGGAAGGCACCAGCGGCAUGGCUCUUCCCUACCUCGUUAAUGUGAGAAGCCUUGCAGUUGCAAGUGACCAUGUGGCUGAUGUUGUAUACUAUCCGAACUUUCAAUUGGCCAUUUACUUUCUCCAUACGAUAUCCCAGGAUGUUAUAUGAGCUCUGGGCGCUUUGUUUUGAGCCUUGUGUUACUACUGAAAAAUGGAGGCUGGCAGUGGCCGUCUUCCUCAGCAUUUUUAUUUUCGGUCAUGUGUUGCUAUUUGCUACGUCAAGCUGAUGCUUGAUUGUGUUCUUCUGUGAGCUAAGCUGGAUCCGAAUCAACUGGUAUCAAUGCUUAAUGCUGUUUGUCAUUGA
Messenger RNA from Panicum hallii, 1617 nucleotides. RefSeq lists its product as uncharacterized. The record is from RefSeq and is a predicted model, not a curated record. Bases 319 to 1026 code for a protein of 235 amino acids. Lineage: Eukaryota; Viridiplantae; Streptophyta; Magnoliopsida; Poales; Poaceae. The transcript is spliced from 2 exons.